Aphis gossypii (cotton aphid) is the source of this 3524-nucleotide messenger RNA. RefSeq lists its product as uncharacterized. The transcript has 4 exons. The record is from RefSeq and is a predicted model, not a curated record. NCBI's taxonomy places the organism in Eukaryota, Metazoa, Arthropoda, Insecta, Hemiptera, Aphididae. Bases 1616 to 1981 code for a protein of 121 amino acids.
CAAUUUUUCGUUAAGGGUACGGCUCUUUUUUCGCCAUCACCGUAACUCACACAUGCGUCAAGUUAUGCAUCUUGUUUUGUUUUAUGUUAUUCGUUUUCGCCUAUCACCUUCUUCACCGCUGUACCAAACACACGCGUCAAGUUGUACUCCACGUUCGAUUGAUGUGCGUUUUUGACGUACGCAUUGAAUGUUUCCGAAACAUACAACAGCGUCAAACUGUGCUUCACGGUGGGCUUGUUUGUGUGCGUUUUCCCGUGCAAAAUCGCCACCUUCGAUAUACUCUUGACUCUUUGUUGUAACUCCCCAAAAAAAAGCUCUUAUACGUGGUUUUCGCUCUUUUCGCCGUCGCCGAAUUUCACACAUGCGUCAAGUUAUGUAUCUUGUUUUGUUUUAUGUUAUUCGUUUUCGCCUUUCACCUCCGUCACCGCUGUACCAAACCCACGCGUCAGCUUGUACUCCCUUAUUGAUUGUUAUGCAUUUUCAUCCAUGCGCUUCAUGGCGCCAGACCAAGCACACGCGUCUAGUUGUACUCCACGUUUGAUUGAUGUGCGUUUUCGCCGUGCAACUUCUUAACCAUCGAUAUACUCAUAACUCUUCGAUGAAAAUCCCGAAAAGGAGAUCUUAUUCACGGUUGUCGCUUUUCGUUUCAAACCGAAACUCACACAUGCGUCAAGUUAUGUAUCUCGUUUUGUUUUAUGUUAUUCGUUUUCGCCGUUCACCUUCGUCGCUGCCGAACCAAACUGACGCGUCAAGUUGUACUCCCUAUUCGUUUGUUAUGAAUUUUCUCCGUGCCGCUUCGUUACCGUCGAUAUACUCAUAACUCUUCGAAAUAACUCCCGAAAGAUGCUCUAAUUAACGGUUGUCGCUCUUUUUUCGCCGCCGCCGAAAAUCACAUGCGUCAAGUUGUGAAUCGCGUUUUGUUUGUUUUGCGUUUACGCCGUUCGUCUUUGUCGCUGCCGAAUCAUACAUACCAGGCUCUGAACACUUUUAAAUGUUAUCAAUAAUAAGCGGCCAUUUUUCUGGAUGAAAACAAUAUUAUCAAUGUUCUAUGAUAAUAUUGUUUGGAUGUUUAUUUGUUAUUAUUCUGUAUUUCUGUGUCACAGACAAGUAGACAACAAAUGUACCUUGAUUCAAACGGGACAGGUAGCAAUUUUUCGUCAAGGGUACAUGAAAUGCGGAACCCUGCUGAUCAUAUUUUAAAAAAUCACGGUUUUUUAAUUCCCAGCCUAAACUGAGAAUACCUAGUUAGAGUAAAAAUCGUCACCUGGCGCGUUAAUAUCGAAGGACGUUAUUGUUAAUUUUUAACGGUCAAUCUUUUGGACUCGUGAAAGUCUCGUGUUAUAACCAAUAUAUUUAUUCUUUGUAUAACUCUGUCGACUGUCGGAACUUGGUCACUUUUUCACUUUGUCACUGAAUAAAUUUGUUCAUCAUCAUGGUUCUUGUAUGUUUGGUUAAAAAUUGUAAAAAUGCCAAAAGCACUACAAAGGAAAAAAAUUGCAACCUUUUUAGAAUACCCAAAGGUUUGGCUCGGUCUUAAGAAUGGUUAAUUAAUUGUGAAAGAGAAGAUCUGAUUUCAAAAUCUGUUGACAACCUUUACAACAAUUAUAGAGUUUGUAUGAACCAUUUUAAAAAUAACAUGUUUUCAAAUCCAGAGAAAACUCGAUUAUGGAUUAGUGCUGUGCCUACUGAGUUUGUAAUGCAAACAACCACAUAUACCUCUUCUGGCACUUCACCAAUAGUUAAUCAUACAAUGGAUUUUAAUUCACCAUCUACCUCAAUGUCAAUCAGUACUACAACUUUAGACGAACAAGUUGAUAAACCAAGUUCAAAACCAGUAUCAACACAAAUUACAAAGGACCUGACUUUAAACACCCCAAGAAAAUCUAAACUUAAAGGUAAAUUAAGUGAACUUAAUAAAAGAUGUACCAUCCUAGAAAAAGAGAUUGAAUCUUUAAUAAAACAAAUGAAUGAAACCUACUAAAACAGUAAUUUUUUGUAAUUUUAACAGAUUUGUUUAAAUUUUUUGUAAUUUUUAACAGGAAAAUAUAAGGUCAGCUUUUUUUGGAAUGUUUUUUAAAGUUCGUUUUUAGAUGUUUUUUUAAGAAAAAAAUUUAAUACAAAAACACGUCCCCGAAUGGGGGAUGCGUUAAAUUUAGGAACAUUUAUAAUAAUUUAACUUUUUAAUAUUUAUUAAGAAUAAUAAGAAAAAUACUUGAUCAAAUCAAAAAGUGUACUGAACGUACCCACUAUCUACUGAUUUGCAAACAAAAUGAAUGUUUCACCUCAGCGUCCCUAUUUUUUUGUAAACCAAAAAAAAAAAUAUUUUACAUUUUUGAUGUCCCUCACUUAUUAAAAUCAACUAGAAAUAACUUUUUUAAGCACCAUUUAACUUUUUCGAAUGGCAUAACAGAAAAAAAAAACAUUUAGUUAAUUUUUACAAAUCUGAUCAAGGUCUUAUUCGUCUUGCACCCAAAUUAACUGAUGCACACAUAAACCCAAGUCCUUUUCAAAAUAGGAAAGUGCAGUACGCUAGGUAGUCAAACUUUUAGUGCAACCGUAGCAGCAGGUAUGCGGACUUGUAUUGAAAGUGGUGUAUUAUCAUCUACUGCUGAAACAACUAUUAUGUUUAUAGAUUAUAUGGACAAGUUAUUUGAUAUCUUAAAUUCGAAACCUAAAGAAGGAAGUAAGGACUUCAAUCAACCAUUUAAAAACACUAAAUCCCAAAGACAACACUUACUUUACAUGUUAGAUGCUUUUAAAUGUAUGUAAUGUGUCUUGGAAACCAAAAUUGUAAAUGGUGAAUUAGUGUCUAAUGAUCUACCACAUAGAAUUAAAUUUUUAAAGGGAUGGCAAAUCACUAUAAAUUCUUUGUUACAUUUAUGGGAUGACAUUGAUAAACCCCUUAAAUAUUCACUAUAUACAUAUAGAUUGAAUCAGGAUUGUUUAGAAAAUCUAUUUGGUAGUUUUCGCAAUCAAAAUGGCAAUAAUGUUAAUCCUACCCCUAUUCAAUUUUUAUGGACAUUUAAAAAAACUUUUUCUUUAAACUAUUUUAAGCAUUCUUAUGGGUCUAAUUGCUUAGAUGAUUUAAAUGAAAUUUUGACAAAUAUUGGUGAUUUGCUCAUCAAUUGGGUUCUGUUAAAUUUUUAUAUUCAGAAAAACUCCUUUUAAUGAGAAUAUUUUAAAAGUUGGUACCUACUGUUGUUUAUCGAAAUUUGUGUAUACCAGCUAAAAAUGCACUUGCAUAUGUUUCUGGCUAUUUAAUAAAAUAGUGUCUAUAAAUUAGCACAUAUCGGGUUAAAAGAACCUACAAUAGGUUUCCUGAUUCAAUUUGUUCAUUUUGGUAUGCUUUGAAAUGGGUAAAUAAAAGCGAUUGAUCCAACUGAUUCUGAUAUCUGGUGUAAUUUAAACAAACAUGACAUGAAUGUUUUUCAAGACACUAGCUAAAAAUGCACUUGCAUAUGUUUCUGGCUAUUUAAUAAAAUAGUGUCUAUAAAUUAGCACAUAUCGGGUUAAAAGAACCUACA